Molecule: messenger RNA, 2302 nt
Organism: Hippoglossus stenolepis (Pacific halibut)
Lineage: Eukaryota; Metazoa; Chordata; Actinopteri; Pleuronectiformes; Pleuronectidae
Gene: emx3
Product: empty spiracles homeobox 3
Exons: 3
Coding region: 341-1063 (240 amino acids)
Biological process (GO): central nervous system development; neuron differentiation; brain development
Molecular function (GO): DNA-binding transcription factor activity, RNA polymerase II-specific; DNA binding
Source: RefSeq, a predicted model, not a curated record
CCAACAGGCAGCGGCACCGACGCAAGGAGACACCGACCGAUCCGAGUCCUGUAGCCGCCGCUCAGCGCUGUCUCCCCGGCUGCAGCUCGGAGGACCCGCGCUCCCCGGACACUUUGACAGGAGUUGGUCUGGUUGAGGAGCGGAGCCGCGGACACCGCCCCGGAGCCAGGUGAACUUCAGCCGCCUCCAGGUGCGAGGAGCCGGGAUUGGUGCAGGGUUUGACGCGCGGGCGGACACCGGGGAGCGGCAUGUCUCUCCGGGGGCAGCUGGCUCUCUGAGUCCGAGGAAGUGGACGCAGAGUUUUUAAAUCUCCACCGUGUUGAGCUCCGGGUUCGUCACCAUGUUCCAGCACAGCAGCCACAAGAAAUGCUUCACCAUCGAGUCCCUGGUCGGGAAGGAGGCGGGCGGCCACAGCGGCGGCCCCGGGGACGAGCCCAUCCGGCCCACGGCGCUCCGCUUCCCCGAGUCCCUGCACCCCGCGGCCGGGAUCUUCGGCUCCUGCUUCCAGGGGGGCGGCGGCAGGACUUUGUACUCGGCCGGGCCGGACAUGGUGCUCCAGGAGCCCGGGACGCACACGCAGAGCCCCGGUGGUCUGCCGCUGCACCCGCUGCAGAUCCCCCCGCAGAGCUUCUUCAGCCCGCAGCACCGGGACGCGCUGAGCUUCUACCCCUGGGUCCUGAGGAGCCGCUACCUGGGCCACCGCUUCCAAGGUGACGACACCAGUCCGGAGAACCUGCUGCUCCACGGGCCGUUCUCCAGGAAACCCAAACGCAUUCGGACGGCGUUCUCUCCGUCUCAGCUGCUGCGUCUGGAACGAGCCUUCGAGAAGAAUCACUACGUGGUCGGAGCUGAGAGGAAGCAGCUGGCCAGCGGGCUGUGCCUGACCGAGACGCAGGUGAAGGUGUGGUUCCAGAACCGCCGGACGAAGCACAAGCGUCAGAAGUUGGAGGAGGAGUCUCCAGAGGCUCUGCUGAAGAGGAAGGGCAGUCAACACGUCAGCCGCUGGAGAGCCGCCACGCAGCAGGGCGCCGGCGAGGACGUGGACGUCAUCAGCGAGGACUAGACUGCAGCACACACACACACACACACACACACACACACACACACACACACACACACACACACCUCUGAGGACUGACGAUCCCUGAACACAUCAGGGAGCCAGAGGGACACGGAUCCUGUUGACAUGACGACGGGAACAAAAAAAACUCCUCAGCCCCGAGGGCGGAGCUUAAAACAAACUGUGACUUCCUGUCAGAGUUGGACUGAAGAGGAAGAUCUGACGCGUGUGAGCGGCAGAAAUAAAGAAACAGCUGUUGACUGAAAAAACGAUUUUGGUGCCAAACAAAACCAGCGUCCUGAAAAAGAAAGUGGGGAUGAGAGCGAGAGGAGAAGCUGCGUCGCUGCCGCAGGUUUCUGAGCGUCUGUCGACAGCAGACGGACGACGAGUCGCAGGAAAUCUGCUCCACACGUCUGGAGGAAGAACGUUCACCCUCAAAGUUUCUUUUAACUAAAGUAAAAAUCCUCCGUCUGUGACGAUCAACACUGUUCACACCUGAUUUCAAACCGUCACUGACAGAAACGUCCUGCAGGGGGCGUCAGUCGUCUUUUCUCCUAAAUUAAAUCGUCUCCGUCGUUAGUUUCGAUAAAAACACGUUUUCAGUCUCAUCGCGUUUUGAUCGUGUUCGUUUUCUAAAUUCCGAACAUGAAGAGACUCAAACCAACAGCGUCGGUGCGUCUCUCAUCACCUUCCCCCCCCCUCUCGGUGCCUCUCUCUGGUUCCGACUGAAGAAACAGCUGCUCAAAGAAAAACUAGUUUGUUAGUUGUUUUCUGUUCGUCUGAUCGUUGGUUUGAGUCUUUUUAAAUAACAUUAAUAAAAUAUAAAAUCAACUUGAAGGCAGCAUCGGGUCAAACGUCGCCACAGUUUUCUGUCGGAAACAUAAAUGUUUAACUGUUUCAGGAAGUCAGGUGUGUUUCCGGUUGUUGCUCAGCGGCACUGCGGCAGAGCUGCAGCUGAUCUGUUUCACUUUUCACUGCUGUGAAAGUUUUUUUUAUUGGAAACAAACAAAAAAAAGUUGUAGUUAUUUAUGUAAAAAUGGAUUUGAAAAGUAUUCUAUGCAUCUGAUGUGUAAAUAAUGACGCUGAUAAAAACAACGUGUUUCUCUCUUCAUCUGUUUGUUCUGUUCAUUUCUUCUUCUUGGACAGAUUUACCUCAUCAUCUCCACAUGUAGCACUUCUUCUUCUUUUUUAUUCUUCAUCUUCUCCUUCACUUCUUCUUCUUUGUCAUUUCUACGUUUUCCU